Saccoglossus kowalevskii is the source of this 1784-nucleotide messenger RNA. Its product is annotated as ribitol 5-phosphate transferase FKRP-like. Gene Ontology annotation, biological process: protein O-linked glycosylation via mannose. The record is from RefSeq and is a predicted model, not a curated record. NCBI's taxonomy places the organism in Eukaryota, Metazoa, Hemichordata, Enteropneusta, Harrimaniidae. Gene Ontology annotation, cellular component: Golgi apparatus.
AUGAGACGUAAACGUUGUCAGAUCUUCCUUGUUAUUGCUAUUGUCAUCAAUUUACUUGCCUUGUUCUAUGCCGUACGACAGCAACAAAGUUUGAAUGGGUUACCGAAUGGACGUUCUCUCGAUGGUGAUGCGGGUAAAGGAAAGCCAAAUUACGAACGGCGUCACAUAGACAAGAAGGCCCGACGACUGUCAUUGAGUCAGCGGGUCACUGUGGUGUUCAGAGAAUAUGAAGAUUUCGAUAACCUCAUACCAAAAUCGGUAGAAUCAAUUCUACGGACAUUUUCAAGACUGAACAUUUUAAUUGUUGCUGAUAGUCAACCAUAUCCGCCAUUAAAACUACCCACAGAAUCUAGAGAGACUGUUCAACUCGUAACACUCGCCGCAGAACCAGACCAGCCUCCAAGUCAUUCUAACCCUGAACGUUUUAUCAACACAGAAUAUGUAUUAUUUUUACCGGAUGGUGUAAUAUUAACUCCAUAUGUAUUGGAGAAAAUGAUUGAUAAGUUUGAAUCUAUUAAUUUCAUCGACAAUAAAAUACGACUUAUUGCAGUGAAAAUUGUUAAUCGAAAUUCAGAUGAACUUCAACAUUCUUGCUUCUCGUUGAAAGUAAAUUUACAAAAAUGGAUGACGCAGUCUGAUUACAUUAUGACCAGUAAUAUAUGUGAUAGUGUGAGUGGGUCCCAUGCAGUUCUUAUCCGAUCCAGUGAUCUACAUAAUCUAAGCUAUCCGUAUACCAGGCCUAUCUCACAGAGUUUAUAUCUACAGACCUCUCUCCGCAAAUGGAAAAUAUUUCUGAUGUCUGAUUGCAAUCUUGAUUCAUUGGGAAAUUUGUACAAUGACGCACAUGUGCAGUGGAAGCACCAAAACCGAGAGGAAGAGAGGAAAGUUUCUCUUUAUUCUGCCUUUGGGAUUAAAAAAGUAAUAAAUCCUGAUGGACAUAUUGGUUGGUAUGGAUGUAGUAAAGAAACAGUGCGAUGCUUUGGAACAGUUAUAAACAGCAUGCCUGAAUAUUUAUAUCGUAACCGAUGGACUCCCCCUUGCUGCAUACGAAAUUUGAGAGAAACUGUGAAGCACGUGUUUGAAAUACUCGACAACGCAGGUGUGCGAUAUUGGUUGGAAGGUGGCAGUCUACUCGGUGCUGCCCGCAACGGGGACAUUAUCCCGUGGGAUUAUGACGUAGACAUUGGGAUUUAUCGGGACGACUUUAGGAAAUGUCAUCAACUGAAAAAUGUUAGAAACGGUGUUCCAUUCACUGAUGCUGAAGGUUUUGUGUGGGAAAAAGCCACUGAGGGAGAUUUUUAUAGAGUCCAGUACAGCAAUAUAAAUCAUGUACAUGUAGAUGUAUACCCGUUUUAUUCAAAAAAUGGAAUAAUGACUAAAGACACCUGGAUGAAGUCUCAUAGACAGGACACUGAAUUUCCAGAACAUUUUCUGCAACCACUGACAAGGAUAGAGUUUGCCGGGCUGCAAGCAUCAGCACCAAAUCAUGUCAAGGAGUUCUUGGAAUUCAAAUUUGGUUCUGGUGUAAUUGAAAAUCCACAAUAUCCGGAUCCUAAGAUAUUAGUACCCAGGAAUUAGUAAUGAAUGGAAAUACAUGCACAAUGGACUGCCAGACAUGAUUUAUAAGUCAAUGACUGAAUAUUAAAAUAUCACAGACAUCAUGCAAUCAAUUGAAAUUCUUUCUGACCAAUUACUUUACAGGAUACAAAUCAUCAACCAAUCAGAAUUUGUGUUAUUUACUGCUCUGAUGAGGCACUUGUAAUUGGUUGAAAAAUCCUGUCAGA